Bactrocera latifrons is the source of this 1206-nucleotide messenger RNA. RefSeq lists its product as uncharacterized. The coding region runs from base 131 to 1108 and encodes 325 amino acids. Lineage: Eukaryota; Metazoa; Arthropoda; Insecta; Diptera; Tephritidae. The transcript is spliced from 5 exons. The record is from RefSeq and is a predicted model, not a curated record.
GUUAUACCGUUGUAAUUUUUGACUAUCAAUUCACUCAAUAUUUUAAACUUUGAAGUUGUAUUGAGGCAAGUAUUAAAGUUCCAAAUUUUAAAUCUACGUAAAAUCACGGCAGCUUUUGUUUAUAAAAUAUAUGGAAAAUAUAAAUAAAACAAUGAAAGAGGAAAAAAGACUGGAAGAUGCUCCACAUUUCACCGAAGAUGAAAUAAUGCUUCUAUUGAAUCUUCUAACAAAGUAUGGACAAAUAAUUGAACAAAAAUCGGUCGACGCAAAUAGUCAUAGGCAAAAGCAAAAAGCUUGGACGGAUCUAUCAUACGAGUUUAAUAACACCACCAAAAGUAGUAUUCGUACAUUAGAUGACUUGCAAAUUUGCUACAGGCAUUUAAAAAAGGUAGCCCAAAGAUCUACAAAGUGUUCCUAUAAAAAACGUGCCCACAGUCCGGAUUUGAGUCGUGAAAAUAAUGAUCCUUAUCAGGAGCUUAUUUCGGGUAUAGUCGAAAAGGAAUAUGUAAAACUUAACCUUAGCUGGCCCAAAGAAGAGAAAGACGAUGUUUGUAACAGAAAGGUAAAAAGGUUAGUCAGAUCAACAUUUAAUGACUGUUUCAACCUGUUUUACGAUAAUACUGUUGCUGAAAGUCCCAUCUUAAGUAAAGUUCUUAAUCAUAGAAUUACUGAAAGCUAUAACUUGCAUAAAGGAGAUAAUCCGGAAAGCGGUACUAUUCAAAAAGUAAAAUAUUUUGUUGGGGCUGCCCUUAACGACUGCUAUAAAGUGUUUGAAGAAACACGAAAUGAUCCCACAGAAGAGAAAAAAACUGGUCCUGAAGCUGAACCCACUUUAAAAAAUGUUUCUGAUACUCAAUUGAACCAGUUGUCAGCUGCUGAAAAGUUUGAAGAAUUGUUAGCUCAAAGGAAAAUUCUAAAAUUGCAGUUAACGGAUGAGAAGGAAAAAUUGGAACAUAACCGUAUUAUGAGGCUAAUGGAACUGAAAGAGAAAGAAGAAAAAUACAAUCAUGAACGUCUUAUGUUUAAGCUCGAAGCUGAAGAUGCACAGAAAAAGUACGAGCAUAACGAAAUGCUAAGAAAGAUGCAGUUGGAAAAGCAUAAUAAUUAAAUUUAAACAAUUAAAAUUAUAAUUAUUGCAGAAUUUAUUCUUGUAAUGACAAGUGAUGUUAAAUUAUACUAAUAAAACCAGCUUUUCAAGUUUUUUUU